UAAAGCUUGUGGCUCUCAUACAAACGGCAGUCCCGCCAAACGCAUUGUCGGUUGAUCGCAAAUUCACUCGAUAGAACCUUUUCUGAUUUUAUAAGUGUUAAUCCGUGUGUGUUUUUGGAUUACUUAUAACUUGAGGUCACCGACGGUGCGACUCAACAACAUGGCUUCACUCAAAUUAAUGCUGUUACCAGCAUUAGUGUUGCUGAGCGUUGCUUCUGGGACUUUCCAAAAGAAUUUCAAGCGUGAUGCACCGUUAAGCUCCUCAUACCUGCCGCCUUCUGGUGGACACGGUGGGGGUGGUGGUGGUGGUGGAUAUAGCGGUGGCCACGGAGGGGGUCAUGGCGGUGGUCAAGGAGGCGGACAUGGUGGUGGUCAUGGGGGCGGUCACGGGGGCGGUCACGGGGGCGGUCAAGGCGGUGGACAUGGAGGUGGCCUUGGUGGCGGUCUCGGCAGCCUUUUCAGCGGUGGCCAUGGCGGCGGUCUCGGUAGCCUUUUCGGAGGUGGCCAUGGAGGAAGCAAAGGAGGUGGCCAUGGAGGAAGCAAAGGAGGCGGCCAUGGAGGUGGACACGGCAGCAGCAAGCCAUCAUCCUCAUAUGGAGCACCGAAACCUUCAAGCAGUUACGGAGCUCCUAAGCCCUCAUCAAGCUACGGCCCACCACGUCCUUCGAGCAGCUAUGGACCUCCAUCUAGCUCAUAUGGCGCUCCUGCUCCAUCAUCUAGCUAUGGUGCUCCUGCUCCUUCUUCCAGCUAUGGAGCCCCAGCCCCUUCGUCUAGCUAUGGUGCCCCUGCUCCCUCUUCCAGCUACGGUGCCCCUGCUCCUUCUUCCAGUUAUGGAGCCCCAGAACCUUCAUCUAGCUAUGGCGCACCCGCUUCCAAGCCAUCGUCAAGCUACGGUGCUCCUGCAAGACCACCAGCGACUAGCUACGGUGUUCCUACUGGUCCUUCCACUUCAUAUGGUGCCCCUAAGCCUUCCAAGCCUUCAAGCUCGUAUGGAGUUCCCGCUCCAUCUAGCUCCUAUGGUGCACCAGCACCCUCUUCAUCAUACGGUGCCCCAGCACCAUCCUCAUCAUACGGUGCCCCAGCACCAUCCUCAUCAUACGGUGCCCCCGCUCCCUCCACAUCAUACGGAACUCCGGCGGCUCCGUCACCAUCAUAUGGGGCACCAUCUCCACCGUCAACCUCGUAUGGAACUCCAUCAUCGUCUUAUGGUGCCCCCUCAUCUUCAUCUUCUUCCUCUGGUCACGGAAGCAGCGGAUUCAGUAGUAGCGGGCUCGGUAGCAGCGGUUUUGGAGCUAGUGGAUUUGGUGGCGGAAGUGGAUUUGGAAGCAGUGCUCCAUCUUCAAGUUACGGUGCCCCUAGUGCACCUUCAAGUUCUUACGGUGCUCCAUCAAGUUCAUACGGAGCCCCCAGUUCUGGAGGUUCAUCCGGCGGUUACUCCUCGGGAGGGUCAGGUGGACACUCUUCAGGAGGACAUUCAUCAGGUGGAUCCGGUGGAUAUUCAUCUGGAGGCGGCUACUCUUCUGGGGGAUCAGGAGGGUACUCUUCUGGAGGAUCAGGAGGGCACUCUUCUGGGGGAUCAGGGGGGUACUCUUCUGGUGGAUCCGGAGGUUACUCUUCUGGUGGAUCGGGCGGAUACUCUUCUGGUGGAUCAGGAGGAUACUCUUCAGGUGGAUCAGGAGGAUACUCUUCAGGUGGACAUUCUUCAGGUGGUUCCGGUGGGCAUUCGUCUGGUGGUCAUUCUGGAGGGUCAGGUGGAUAUUCCUCUGGUGGCUCAAGCUACUCAUCGGGUGGAGGUUAUUCUUCGGGAGGAUCUGGAGGAUACUCUGGCGGAGGUGGAUUUUCAUCAAGUGGUUCAAGCGGUGGCGUACCAGCCACUAUCAGCCAAAGUUAUUCUUCUAAUGGUGGCUACGUGUACUAGAAUUGGCUCGUAUUAACCAAGGAGUAAUAAUAAUAGUCAAUUCUUCAUUUUAACCUUGGGAUGAUACACCUCAAUAAUCAUAACGUUCACUGAACCCUGAUUCCUGUGACGGUUCGUCGUCAAAUCAAAACUACGAUAGUUAAUCCAAAUGAAACAGUUCGGACCUAACAUUAAUACUACCAAACUGACUGGCUCUAUGCAACAAGAUUUCGAGGAUUUUCAAUGGACAGCAAAGGCUACUUGUCAUGAUGCACGAGACAAAACAAAUUGGAAUGACUUGAAACUGGAAAGGCCUAAGGGCCACCAGUAGUCCUUCAAACAUAAAAAAAAGAAAAAAAAAUCUAAUUAUGUGUUUUCGUGAUGGGCACGUAAACUCACCAGGUCCUACAUAGCUUCCAAGGUCAUUGAUAGAAAAUAUCUCAGUAGUGUUAAAGUGAAGAGGGCUCUCUAUGAAAAGCAUCUCCCGGUGAGCGAUACGUCGCCAUGCUGGUGCAAUCAAACGAAAGUAUUAGAUAAUUAAAUUAAAUGUGAAAUGUACAAAAAAUAGAAUUUUAAGCGUAUUUGUAAAGUUUAUUUUUUUUUAUUAAUAAAUAAAUAUUUUUAAAUGUUU
This is a messenger RNA of Bombyx mori (domestic silkworm), 2528 nucleotides long. RefSeq names its product pro-resilin (gene Muc91C). Gene Ontology annotation, cellular component: RNA polymerase II transcription regulator complex. Gene Ontology annotation, biological process: positive regulation of transcription by RNA polymerase II. The transcript has 4 exons. The record is from RefSeq and is a predicted model, not a curated record. Gene Ontology annotation, molecular function: transcription coactivator activity. Bases 161 to 1918 code for a protein of 585 amino acids. NCBI's taxonomy places the organism in Eukaryota, Metazoa, Arthropoda, Insecta, Lepidoptera, Bombycidae.